AUGAGUGUUUCGCAACUGGAGCAAAACAUUCAAAGAAAGAUAUCAGUCGAAGAAAACAUCAUUCGGGGAGCUUCUGCCCUCAAGAAAAAGACUGACAAUGUUAUGGUCAUUCAAAAAUGUAACACAAAUAUAAGGGAGGCGCGUCAAAAUCUCGAGUAUUUGCAGGAUAAUUUGAAGAAGUUACGAUUAAAGACUGCCCAGCAAAAUCAAGGCCAGAAUCCUAAUGAUAAUAAUGGUCAAAAUAAUUCUAAGGAAUACGGGUUUCUUUCCACCAUAUCGCCAAAUGAACACAUAUUUUCCCGCCUGGAUUUGGUGAAAUAUGACUGCCCUUCUUUAGCGCAAAGAAUCCAAUACAUGUUACAACAAUUAGAAUUCAAAUUACAAGUGGAAAAACAAUAUCAAGAAGCUAAUACCAAGCUCACCAAACUGUAUCAAAUCGAUGGUGACCAACGGAGCAGCUCUGCAGCAGAAGGGGGCGCUAUGGAAUCCAAAUACAGAAUUCAGAUGCUCAAUAAAGCCCUGAAGAAAUAUCAAGCUAUUAAUGUUGACAUUGAUCAGUUUAAACAUCAGUCAAACGAUAUGAUGGACAAUCAACAACCAAAGUUCCGGAGAAAGCAAUUGACGGGCGUCUUGACCAUUGGAAUAACUGCAAUUAGAGACGUUGAUCAUAUACAAUCGCCUAUGUUUGCCAGGAAACCAGAGAGUUAUAUUACUGUAAAGAUCGAUGAUACUAUCAAAGCCAGAACGAAACCCUCUAGAAAUGACAGAUGGAGUGAGGAUUUUCAAAUCUCAGUCGAAAAAGGGAAUGAAAUAGAGAUUACCGUUUAUGAUAAGGUGAACGAUUCGUUAAUUCCAGUCGCUGUAAUGUGGUUACUACUCUCCGAUAUUGCUGAAGAAAUUCGCAAGAAGAAAGCCGGACAAACAACGGGGCAACAGGGCUGGGUCAAUGCAUCGAAUAUAAAUAGCGGCUCAUCUCUCGCUAACGAAGAGGGGAGCACAUUGACUUCCACGAACUCGAAUUCAGCCGUUCAAUCAUCCUUGGAAAAAAGUGGACAAGACGAUAAUGCAUUAACUAGCCAAAUCAGCACGAAUUCAUGGUUUGUCCUAGAACCAACCGGUCAGAUUUUGUUAACAUUAGGAUUUCACAAGUCAUCUCAGGUAGAAAAAAAGCACUUAAUGGGCGGACUACAUCGUCAUGGUGCUAUUAUCAACAGAAAAGAAGAUAUAUUUGAGCAACAUGGCCAUCACUUUGUACAAAAAUCAUUCUACAACAUCAUGUGUUGCGCAUACUGUGGUGAUUUCCUACGGUAUACCGGGUUUCAAUGUCAAGAUUGUAAAUUUUUAUGUCACAAAAAAUGCUACACCAACGUUGUUACUAAGUGUAUCGCUAAAACUUCCACUGAUACAGACCCGGAUGAAGCGAAAUUGAAUCAUCGUAUUCCUCACAGGUUUGUGCCCACUUCAAAUCGCGGCACGAAAUGGUGUUGCCACUGUGGUUAUAUCCUACCCUGGGGUAGACAUAAAGUACGCAAAUGUUCUGAGUGUGAUAUAAUGUGCCACGCUCAAUGUGCUCAUCUAGUUCCCGAUUUCUGUGGUAUGUCAAUGGAGAUGGCAAAUAAAAUUUUAAAAACAAUCCAAGACACCAAACGUAACCAAGAAAAGAAGAAGAGAACAAUCCCAUCCGCACAAACGGGAUCAUCCAUUGGCACCACUAUUGGUAGCGAUCGUUCUCAAACCAAAUUCACAGAAAGAGCGAAUGCUCCCUUGCCCCCUCAACCCAGAAAACACGAUAAAACUCCUUCACCUCAGAAAGUAGAAAGAGACUCCCCUACUAAACAUCACGAACCUAUAAUUGAUGAGGCAAUUCCAUUACAAACACGCGGACGUGAUAAAUUAAAUAAAUUUAUCGAUGAAAAUGAAGCCUAUUUAAAUUUUACAGAAGGUGCACAACAGUCCGCUGAAUUCUCUCUAGAGGAGAAAACGCUAGAUCCAACAUCGAAUAAAUGUCUCACGGAAUUGACUGACUUAUCAAUUGAACACAGCCAAACGUGGGAAUCCAAAGAUGAUUUGAUGAGAGAUGAACUCGAACAGUGGAAAGCACAGCGUGAUGAAAUGGAGCGCGAAAUAAAUCAAGGCAGCGGAGGCGUACCGGAAGACAUAGAAGGUGACAAUAUAGACCUAGAUACUAAGCAGCAACCUGAUUGGAAGGAUAUGAACGAUUUCCGUGAGGCCGAUAUGACAAUUGAUUCUUCACACACAAAUCCGUUCCGCGACAUGAAUAGCGAAACUUUCCAAAUUGAACAAGACCAUGUUUCAAAAGAAGCAAACCAGGAAACAGCGUCUUUAGCUCCUACAAGCACUCAUGCCUCCAGGACCACCGAUCACCAAUCCCCACAAAAAUCACAAACUAGUACUAGCGGCAAGCAUAAAAAGAAAGCGGCUAAGCGCCGUAAGGUAUCAUUGGAUAAUUUUGUAUUGCUCAAGGUUUUGGGUAAAGGUAACUUUGGUAAAGUUAUCCUUUCUAAAUCAAAGAACACCAACAGAUUAUGUGCCAUAAAAGUUCUAAAAAAGGAUAAUAUCAUUCAAAACCAUGAUAUUGAAAGCGCAAGAGCAGAAAAGAAGGUAUUUUUGUUGGCCACCAAAACCAAACACCCAUUCUUAACCAAUUUAUACUGUUCCUUUCAAACAGAAAAUCGUAUAUAUUUUGCCAUGGAAUUUAUUGGGGGUGGUGACCUAAUGUGGCAUGUCCAAAAUCAAAGGCUUUCUGUGAGAAGAGCAAAAUUUUACGCUGCCGAGGUAUUACUGGCUUUGAAAUAUUUCCAUGACAAUGGUGUGAUAUACCGUGAUUUAAAAUUAGAAAAUAUUCUGUUAACCCCAGAAGGUCAUAUAAAGAUUGCCGAUUAUGGUUUGUGUAAGGAUGAAAUGUGGUAUGGUCACAGAACCUCCACAUUUUGUGGCACACCCGAGUUUAUGGCGCCUGAAAUUUUAAAAGAGCAGGAGUAUACCAAAGCUGUAGAUUGGUGGGCCUUUGGUGUGUUACUAUAUCAAAUGUUAUUGUGCCAGUCACCAUUUUCAGGUGAUGACGAAGAUGAAGUUUUCAACGCCAUACUCACUGACGAACCUCUAUACCCAAUAGAUAUGGCAGGUGAGAUUGUACAAAUAUUCCAAGGCCUCUUAACCAAAGAUCCCGAAAAGAGGUUAGGAGCUGGUCCGAGAGAUGCGGCUGAAGUUAUGGAAGAACCUUUUUUCCGUAAUAUCAACUUCGAGGAUGUCUUGAAUCUUCGCAUCAAGCCACCAUACAUUCCGGAAAUCAAAUCACCGGAAGAUACAUCAUAUUUUGAACAAGAAUUUACCUCAGCGCCACCAACACUUACACCCUUGCCCUCUGUUUUGACUACAAGUCAGCAAGAAGAGUUUAGAGGAUUUUCCUUUAUGCCGGAUGAUUUAGAUCUUUGA
Saccharomyces kudriavzevii IFO 1802 is the source of this 3456-nucleotide messenger RNA. RefSeq names its product protein kinase C (gene PKC1). Gene Ontology annotation, molecular function: diacylglycerol-dependent serine/threonine kinase activity; ATP binding. The transcript has a single exon. Gene Ontology annotation, biological process: fungal-type cell wall biogenesis; protein phosphorylation; signal transduction. Bases 1 to 3456 code for a protein of 1151 amino acids. Lineage: Eukaryota; Fungi; Ascomycota; Saccharomycetes; Saccharomycetales; Saccharomycetaceae. The record is from RefSeq and is a predicted model, not a curated record.